AUGUCUAAAUCUUUCUCCGGCGCCAAGGCUAAUUAUGACACCCACAAUAAGGAGCUCCUGGCCAUAAUAAAGGCAUUAGAGGAAUGGCGGAUUUUCCUAGAGGCAACGGACAGACCAAUCCAGAAGGCACGCGCGCUGGCGAUCUUCCUGAGCAACUUCAACUUUGAGAUACAUAUUGCCCAGGAAAGCAAACCAGAAAUCAUGCUCCCAGCAGAGGUCUUUGCCAACACAAAUCCAAGGAAAACUGAAGGAAGACCCUCCCUGGAACCUAUCAUCCAGUUCCUGUCAGAAGACGCAGACAACGCACCCCUGUCCAUCUGCAAGGCGUAUAGGGAUUACAAUUGGAGGAAGAUCUACUCUGACUCGGAAAUCCUGAAAGAACGCUUGCUCAGAGAAUUCCAUGAUUCACCCUACAGGGCAUCCUGGACAACAAAGAACCUGGAGCUCCUGAGUUGCAACUACUGGUGGCCAGGGAUGAAGUCAUCUGCCAAAGAAUGGGUGGAAUGUUGUCCUACCUGCCAAGCCAAUUGCCGCGCCCAUGCCCCUGUCAUUGCCCUGAAGCCCUUAGAAGUUCCCCCCUUCCCGUUCCACACAAUAUCCUAUGACUUCAUUACAGGAUUUCCCAAAUCUAGCGGGCACACGCAAUCCUGGUGGUAA
This is a messenger RNA of Rhizoctonia solani, 657 nucleotides long. RefSeq names its product Retrotransposable element Tf2 protein. The record is from RefSeq and is a predicted model, not a curated record. The transcript is spliced from 5 exons. Lineage: Eukaryota; Fungi; Basidiomycota; Agaricomycetes; Cantharellales; Ceratobasidiaceae. Bases 1 to 657 code for a protein of 218 amino acids.